Molecule: messenger RNA, 4507 nt
Organism: Nematolebias whitei (Rio pearlfish)
Lineage: Eukaryota; Metazoa; Chordata; Actinopteri; Cyprinodontiformes; Rivulidae
Gene: urb2
Product: URB2 ribosome biogenesis homolog
Exons: 8
Coding region: 14-4507 (1497 amino acids)
Biological process (GO): ribosome biogenesis
Cellular component (GO): nucleolus
Source: RefSeq, a predicted model, not a curated record
CUGUGCUGCAGCGAUGUCUGCCAUCUAUUCGGGUAUUUACCUGAAACUGAAGAGUCCACAGACUCCAUGGGAGGACAGGCUAAAGCUGGCUCGGUUUGCCUGGAUGUCCUCUCAGUGUCUUCUGCCCAACAAAGAACAGGUACUGCUGGACUGGUGCACUCAUGCCCUCACAAGCUGGUACAGUAAGAAGAUGGAGUUCUCACAGCAUGUGUUGGAAGGUUUGUGGUGUUAUUUGGAUGAUGUGCUUCACAGCCGGAAGCUACAGUCUUUCCUCAAGCAGGGGAAGUCCAUCACUCUGAGACUCAACAUGGUGCAGCUGCUGCUUGACCAACUGCAGGACUAUGCACAUGGUUGCCCUCCUGUGUGUGUGUCCAGCAUAAUGAGUGUGUUACUCUGCAUUCUCUCUUCUCCUGCACUUUCAUCUGUUUUCACCACAAAGUAUGAACUGAUGGUUAACCUUCUGGCCAAGUUCUGCUCAUUGGCCAGCAAUGAGAUACAGAAGUCCCAUUCCAUGACCCGUCAAAGGACUGAACCUGACACAAGUCAACAUGAAACGAUGAUGGAGGAUCUGCAGACUGAACCUGACAAUCUACUAGAUGAGCCAGUGUUUGAUGCAAACUCCAAGUCUGAGAAAAAACAGCCUUCAGCUAAUUUAUUUGAAGCGUUGCUUCAGGUGCUGUCUUGCUAUUUGUCGGUGCAACAACAACAAGCCAACUCGAACAGAGUCUUCACUUUAGUCACCAACCAGCUCAUUCAACCGUUGGUGCUGCUGAGAUACCUACUGACCUCUCAGGAAUUCACAGCUUCUCACUCACACCUGCACCUCCGUCAGCAGCAGCGCAGAGACAUCCGCACCAAGAUCGACUCCAUCCUUCACUUGGCUCUCUUCCCCUCUGAGCACCUGGCUUCAUACAAGGCAGAACUUUUUCCAUCUAAAGGUCCAUCUGGAAAACAGGUUUCAGGAGGCUCAAAAUGGACUUUGAAGCCAGUUAGUGCUUUACUUUGCAAACUGAAUGCUCAGAAUGACUGUGAACAGUCUCUUUACUCUUUGAAGUCCGACACGUCGUCUCUGCUGUUCAAGUUCUUUCUGGAAAGCUACGGAAAAGUACGAGGAGAACGUGACGAGGAGCAGGGAAUGCUGUGUUUUUAUUUUCUGGUCAGACUGGUCCCAGUUUUAGAUCUCCAUCCUGAGCAUCAGGGUUCUUCUUCCCCAGAGAGCUGGAGCCUGGCUCUGCAGGCUGUAGAGUCCCUGUUAAAUCAGGUUCUGUCUGCAGAUAUUUACAAUGCAGCUGCAGACAGGAUCCGGCAUGCAGAUGUCCAGCUCCGGUUUUACAGAGCCUUGGCCCAAAUGCUCCUUAAUGAAGCCCAGCCAAGCAUACCAGCCUGGUACCGGUGUUUAAAAGUGCUUUUGAGUCUCAAUCAUCUGAUUCUUGAACCUAACUUGGACCAGCUGUUAUCCUCAGCUUGGGUAAAUGCUAAAGACCUGGAAACACAAGUGCAACGGGCCAGACAGAUCAUGGUUUGCAGUCUUAUCCAGACAUACACUAAACUCCGUCAGCUGUCUCGUCUCUUCUCCAUCCUCCUGUCUGUAAUCUGUCAGUCUGCUCAAGAUGAUUGUCCACCUCCUCUGCUCUCUGACAGCAUCUCCACAUCCCUCAGGACUUGUCUUUUGGACACACCGUCCUCUCAGGUCCUUGAGAUCUGCUCGUCAGUGUUGAAGAGCAUCAGGGCAUGCAUUCUACCUGGCUUGGUUAAAGAGCAAAGGGAGGCAGAGAUGAUGGAGACUGGUGGAGAUCACAGGAAUCAAAGAACUGAUGCGUCUCUGAAACUCUUCAGUCUCAGUCAGCUGCUUCACAUUGUUUUAUUUAGUCUGAAGACUUUAGAUAACUCCACUCCUGUUCCCUUAGUGAGGCAGAGCAAAAGCUUAAUGGAGGAGAUGCAACAAACAAUCAAGCAGUUACUGCAUCUGUUGGUGGCGGACAAAACCUCUUUAAAACCAAGUUUAAGCUCAGGUCAGAAAGUUUCAAAGAAAGGCAAAAUUAAUGUGGAUGGCAAAAAGUCAGGGAAAGUUUCAAAGUUAAAAAUGGAGACAAACUGGGAGCAGAAGACACAAGAGGCCGUUGUCCUGCUCAGAUACACCUGGGUGGAAGUGGACACGCUCUUCUGCAUCCACUGCAGCAAAUACACAUCUGUUGACUCAUUGCUGACGGGAGCUGAGGAUGACACAGAACCUCCUUCCUGCUCUCCACUCCUGGCCCACAUUGAGAGUCUCGUAUCAGGUUCAGUUUUACCUUCACAUCUUCAUCCCUCUCCCUCUUUCAGUCCCAUGAGCUGUUUGCUGCUCAAACUCCUCACUUUACAGCAGUUGAAAAAGGUUUUGUUGGAUAGCGCUUUAGUCUGUGAAAGCAGCACUACAGCACUGCUGAAGAGAGCAGUUCAGUUUAUUGUGGCCAAGUCGGAGCUGGAGGUGAGACUGGCUGGAGAGCAGGUUUGGGAUGGCCAGAUAGGUAGUGUAAAUGCCAGCACUUAUCCUGUAGCACACUGGUAUCUUAUCGUAUCCAAUUUGCCUCUGAUUGUUACUCACCUGAGUGGCAAAGAUGUUGGCCAUAUAGCACACACGCUUGUCAGUUCAUUGUUAAACGGAGAGAAUGAAAGGUCCAAACAUCAUCCACCUGGCAGUUUGACUUUCUCUGUCAUCUCUUCACAGCUAAUUCAGAGCUCAUCGUUUUCAGAGCUGGCUUCAGUUUUCUCCGCCACCAUUCAGUCCCUCUCACAAAGGGUUAUCCGUGUGCUCAAAACAGGAUGCACACCCAAAGGUUUUCCAAAGUUUCUGACCAGUCACGAGAAAGAAACUGCCGCUCUUUCUUCAGAGAUCGAUCUUAGUCAGCCUGUUUUCUCAGCGGUGAUGACCGAGGCUAUAGUUGAGGAUAUUUUAACGUCUUCUAAAAUGAGAAAGGUGCAUAUUUUGCUGACAGACGCACAAACCAAGGAGAUUUUAAACUUGUUUCAAAUCUUAACAGCCCUCAAUCCAGAUGGAAUGAGCUCUGAGGAUCUUUCCGGUAUCUUCCUUCUCCUCCUCUUCACAUUUACCUCCACAUCCAGACAGCUGGACCAGGCGAGCGUUGAGUUUCCUGAAUCUAAAAGUGAACCGCCAUUUUUAGGAAAGCUGUCCAGGGCUCUGACCUUUCUCCUUGAAGGUACUAACUUUCAAAGUGUUCUGAAGCUCAUGCAUGGUGGCACUCUACUUCAGAUGAUUCUGUCAUCUUUCCUCUGGCAUAGCAACCACACUAAACUUCAAGAAACAUUUGCCGAUUGGCACGAUGUUGUCAAAGCAGCUCAGGGCUUCAUAAAAGCUUUCGUCCACUUGAUUAUAACCAGAAGAAUCAGUGUCAAGCUCAACCUAGACCAGUUUGCUUCCUUUUUAACGAGUAAGAAAAUGGUAGGUGUAUUAUCCAGUUCAGAAUCUUCUAUGCCAUCUGUUUAUCUUUUGCUGGCCUCUCUGACUUCAUUCUCCCAGACAAUUAUCUCCAACUUGGGAAGAAGCAAACCCAUGGAUUCAGAUUUAAUUGAAACGCUGGCUAGAACAACUUCUUUGCUUGGAUCAGCUGUUGAGUUCGUGCUAAAGCAUCACCGUGAUGCAACCAUCCAGCCAGCCAGCAUCUUCGAUCAAGCCUUUGUUGUUGAAGUUGUUACUGUCAUGCUGAACUGUGAGCUGGCAUUGUUAUCGGUGGAAACUGAGAGCAAACAGAUGAGCACCCAGCUCACCCAUAUGACCCUUUAUCAGAUAAUCUGCCAGCAGAUUCUCAAAGAAAUGAGCUCUGCGCCAAGGCCCAUGGACUUCCUGCUUUUCUCUCUCCACUUCCUGUCUGCAUUUUAUAAAACCCUGGAAGUUCUGAAAGCAGAGGAGGAGCAAGGUGAAGAGAUGGAGGAGCUUUAUGUUCAGAUAUUGCAGAAUGUGCUCAGACUUCUGAAAGCUCCUUGGUUGUCAAUAAAUGAUGUUGAGAAACUUGAGCCUGCAGUGCAGGGGCUGUUGCGCCACCUGUUGGAGAAAACUACUACAGAUCAGUUCAGCAUGCUUCUGCUGAUGGUCACAGAGGGACUGGAUGUCAGCAAGCUUAGAGCAGGAAACUACAAGGAGGUCCUGUCUGCUGUAGUUACUACGAAGCUGCUGUCCACUUGUCAGUUACCGGAGACCUGCUCCAAAGCUCUGUGGGUUAUCGCACCUCAGAUCAUUUCUGCUAUGGUGUUCUUGGUUAGAACGUCCAGUCAGGAUGACUCUCUCACCCGCUCCUUCACCGUUCCCACCGUGACAUCCAUGACAUCGUUGUUGCGUCAGGGGGAGGGACUCAUCAAAAACCCUCAACAUGUGAAUAUGAUUCUUGGAGCGCUCCAGUCGCUGCCUCUCAACCACCUGAGCCCACCUGUGUACCACUCUGUGUUCAUGGCUGUCCACGAGGCGCUGUUUGCCAUCAUCCAGUGCCACCCUAAGGUACCAGAAGUAAAAUGA